AUGAGAAGGACUUUUUCCCAGUUAACAACCCGACUAUUAAAGUCUAAAGAGGAUGAAUUGAAAUCAACUCUAAAGUAUUUGACCAAAGGUUCCAUGAAAUCGUUGGGGUCUUUGUUUGGGUCUUCUGAACCUACUGGACAAGGAUCUUUAUUGAACCGUUCAAGCACAAAAGAAAAUAGUCUUCAAAACCACCAUAUAGAGAACAUCUUAAGCAUACUGAAUUCAAAUCUACCGGAAGUAGAAUCCAAGAAACAAAAAGUGGCCGUUCAUUACGACCUGCUUUUCUCACACCUGAAUUCAAUAGUCACGCAGGCAACGGAUAACAAAUAUACUUCCUCGAAGGAAUUACAAGCUGCAUCAUCCGAGGAUUUAUAUGACAGGCUACUGCUUCUGCAGUAUAUGGGUAAGUUAAAUAAUGUGCGUCAAAUAACGGAAAUCCUGCUUUCGAAAAAGUUCGAUAAAUUCGAUAAGGUAUGGGAGCAUAAGGCGUUGUUUGAUAAAUAUCAAAGAGUGGUGAUAUCUAUCCUGUUGUAUUAUAGAACGCAUAAUGCUCAAAUAAGGAAAGACUACGAGGUUCGUUGGCUCUCCGAAUAUAGUGAUCUACCGUUUCCACUGCGACGUCUUUUGUGGAGAUGUCUAACCUUUAACGUAUCUGAAGAGAAUAUUCAACAAAAAAUACUUCAUUACAUUAAGAUUUUAGGUUCAAAUUGGAGGAAUAACGAUUUGGUUUUGAUUUAUCAAUCUUUAUAUGAAAAAUCUCAUCUACUACCUGAUUUAGCUGCCCUGGACAGCAAUAAAAAUGAAACUCCCCCUUUCACUCAAAACCAGAUCCUGCUUGUUCGUAUUUUAAGAGCUAUCUCGAAACGUGUUGAAGAACAACCAAAGUUGGUCAAAAAUUGGCUGAUCGAUAUAGUAAAAUUGAGUAUACAAAGCAAACUAAUGCUGGAGUCACCGAAGAAACCGUCCACACCAAUAAUGGAUCAAUACAAAUUCAUUAGGUCCUUAGACAUUUCCACUCAAAGUAUUCAUCGGAUGUGCCAAAAUAGGCUGAUCUUCGAAGAUUUACAAAUCGAUCUUGAAAGUAUAUUGAAGACGAUUAAUGAUGAAGAACUCGAGUUAAAGACACACUUACCAUUGAACCUAAUAUAA
This is a messenger RNA of Saccharomyces paradoxus, 1149 nucleotides long. It is a transcript of the gene SMT1, whose product is annotated as Smt1p. The transcript has a single exon. The record is from RefSeq and is a predicted model, not a curated record. The coding region runs from base 1 to 1149 and encodes 382 amino acids. NCBI's taxonomy places the organism in Eukaryota, Fungi, Ascomycota, Saccharomycetes, Saccharomycetales, Saccharomycetaceae.